Fukomys damarensis (Damara mole-rat) is the source of this 1706-nucleotide messenger RNA. It is a transcript of the gene Apba3, whose product is annotated as amyloid beta precursor protein binding family A member 3. Gene Ontology annotation, biological process: chemical synaptic transmission. Gene Ontology annotation, molecular function: amyloid-beta binding; protein binding. Lineage: Eukaryota; Metazoa; Chordata; Mammalia; Rodentia; Bathyergidae. The transcript has 10 exons. Bases 181 to 1590 code for a protein of 469 amino acids. Gene Ontology annotation, cellular component: cytoplasm; plasma membrane; dendritic spine. The record is from RefSeq and is a predicted model, not a curated record.
CAGGGCUCCUUGCGGACUGCUAAGCAGUCGGGGAGUCAGCUGCUGCUGCUGCUGCUGCUGACAGAACCGUCCCGGAAAUGCCAGGGCUGGGCCAGGGACUCGGGGUCCUUGGGACCGCGCGGGGUGACGGCUACCUCGUUUUAGGAACCCUGAGAUGACACCCCAAGCCUGGGUCCAGGCAUGGAGUUCCUGACAGCACUCCAGUCCCCCUCAGGACCUCCAGCCAUGGACUUGGAGGCUCUUGAGCCCCCUGAUGACUGCACCCCUGACACCCCAUGGCACCCGGUGCCUGAAGGCCCCAGCAAUCUGAGUCAGAUGGAACUUGAAGGAUCAAGUGUCCAGGACUUGGUGCAACAGUUCGAGGCUCUGCCGGGGGACCUGGCGAGCCUGUCCCCAGAUGGCACCCCCUGCCCGCUGCACAUUGCUACAGGGCAUGGCCUGGCAUCCCAGGAGGUGGCUGCGGCCCAUGGGCUGCUGUCGGCUGAGGCCGGUCGGGAUGACCUGCUGAGCCUGCUGCGGUGUGAGCAGUGCCCCCCUCCUGAGCCCUGUCCCCAUCAGCCUCCGGAGCCAGCACCUCACCUGCUGCAGCCCCCUGGGGACCCUGAUGUGGAGCCUGCACCCCCCAAUUGGGCAGAGCAAGGCUCUGCUGAGCAGGGGGACAGCAGGAGCUCUGGCAGCUCCCCUGAGCCAUGGCCAGAGACGGCGCCUCUGGUGACACCUGAAAGGCCACGACCGGCUGGUGCCCAGAACCCCGAGACCCUGGCCUCGUGCCCUGCCCUCCAGGAAGUACCUGGGCCCUGUGACCACGAGGACCUCCUGGAUGGCGUCAUAUUUGGGGCCAAGUACUUGGGCUCCACCCAACUGCUGUCCGAGCGGAACCCACCCCCCAGCACGCGCAUGGCCCAGGCGCAGGAGGCGAUGGACCGCAUCAAGGCUCCUGAUGGGGAGACGCAGCCCAUGACGGGGGUGGACCUCUUUGUGUCCACCAGGAGGAUCAAGGUGCUGACAGCCGACUCCCAGGAGGCCAUGAUGGACCACGCCCUACAGACCAUCUCCUACAUUGCUGACAUCGGCCCUGUGCUGGUGCUCAUGGCCCGGCGACGGCUGGCCCGGAAGCCUGGAACCCAGGACCGCGACCGCCGCCUGUAUAAGAUGCUGUGUCACGUCUUCCACUCAGAGGAUGCCCAGCUCAUCGCGCGGGCCAUCGGCCAGGCUUUCGCCGUGGCCUACAGCCAGUUCCUGCGUGACAGCGGCAUCGACCCCAGCCAGGUGGGCACCUGGCCCGGCCAGGGGGUUCACUGCCCGCCGGUCACCACGGCCAUCAUCCGCCGGCUGCACUCGAGGGAGCAGCUGGGAUUUUGCGUGGAAGAUGGCAUCAUCUGCAAUCUCCUCCGGGGCGGCAUUGCCGAGCGCGGGGGCGUCCGAGUGGGUCACCGCAUCAUCGAGAUCAACGGGCAGAGCGUGGUGGCCACGCCGCACGCCCGCAUCAUCGAGCUGCUCACCGAGGCCCAGGACGAGGUACACAUCAAGACCAUGCCGGCCGCCACCUACCGCCUGCUCACUGGCCAGGAGCAGCCCGUGUACCUGUGAUCCCUUGGCGCCCCGCCGCUGUGCCUUAGCCCUGCGCCGCGCCCGGCGGCCGGGCCGGGAUUCUGCCCCACUGCUCUCCCGUGUAAAAUAUUAAAAGCUUAUUUGGUGACCACGGU